AUGCGUCUCGUGUAUCUGAUCAGCAUCGUUCCCUUUCUCGCUUCGGCUUGGGCAGCACCGCUGCAUUCAAGCUCUAUUAAGCGCGAUGAGGGAUAUGGCGACAAAGAAAAGACGGAUGGCUUUCCCGUGACCCCUGUGACGGGCAGAGCCAAACGUGAUGAGGGUUAUGGCGACAAGGAAAAGACAGAUGGCUUUCCCGUGCCCCCUGUGACGGGCAGAGACAAACGUGAGCUUCCAGACUCUAGUAGUAAAGAUGAUUACAGCUUCAUUUUGCUGAUCUAUCUUCAAAGUGAUGAGGGUUAUGGUGACAAGGAAAAGACGGAUGGCGUGGAAGUUCCUGUUCGACCCGAUGAGAGUGACUUGUGCCAAGGGAAAGUAGGCCAGGCGUACUAG
Molecule: messenger RNA, 393 nt
Organism: Thermothielavioides terrestris NRRL 8126
Lineage: Eukaryota; Fungi; Ascomycota; Sordariomycetes; Sordariales; Chaetomiaceae
Exons: 4
Coding region: 1-393 (130 amino acids)
Source: RefSeq, a predicted model, not a curated record